This is a messenger RNA of Daucus carota subsp. sativus, 2876 nucleotides long. Its product is annotated as ribosome biogenesis ATPase RIX7. Bases 142 to 2631 code for a protein of 829 amino acids. Lineage: Eukaryota; Viridiplantae; Streptophyta; Magnoliopsida; Apiales; Apiaceae. Gene Ontology annotation, cellular component: mitochondrial outer membrane. The record is from RefSeq and is a predicted model, not a curated record. Gene Ontology annotation, molecular function: ATP hydrolysis activity; ATP binding. The transcript is spliced from 16 exons.
GGCACCAAUCCACAUUUCUCUCGCUCUCCAAUACAAACCCCAUUCUUCACCUUUCCUUUUAGUUUCAAAUCUUAAGUAUUUGUUUUUUCAUAAACAAAUUAUGGAAUCAAGAAAGUGACAAAAAAAUCACACUUGCAAGAUAUGGAGCAGAAGCAUCUACUUAUAUCAGCAUUAAGCGUAGGGGUGGGGGUAGGGCUUGGCUUGGCCUCAGGACCAGCUGUUAGUAAAUUGACCGGAGCUAAUGCGCCGCUCCCUGGAGCUACCGCUGAUCAGAUUGAGCACGAGCUUUCUCGGUUAGUUCAAGAUGGCAAAGAAAGCAAUGUCACCUUUGAGGACUUUCCUUAUUAUCUCAGUGAGCGGACACGAAUGUUGCUAACAAGUGCAGCGUAUGUUCAUCUCAAACACCUGGAUGUUUCUAGGCACACCAGAAAUCUCUCCCCUGCAAGCAGGGCCAUAUUGCUGACAGGGACUGCUGAACUUUACCAGCAAAUGCUUGCAAAAGCCCUGUCACAUUAUUUUGAAGCGAAGUUGCUGUUGUUAGAUGUGCCCGACUUCUCUAUGAAGAUGCAAAGCAAGUAUGGUACUUCUAGGAAAGAAGGUCCUUUAAAAAGAUCCAUCUCAGAUAUGGCUUUGGAACAGAUGUCCGGCUUGUUUGGUUCCUGGUCAAAAACACCACAGAGGGAAGGAACACUGAGUAGGCAAAGCAGUAACCUGGAAGCUAAACUGCGGAGUAUGGAAGGUGGCAGUCAAGCUCCUCCAAGACAUCGUAGGAAUGCCUCUGGAUCUUCGGAUCUGAGUAGCUUUAGUACCCAGUCUUCUGUAAAUCCAGGUGCUUCAAAGCGCAUCAGCACCUUGUCCUUUGACGAAAAAGUUUUCUUGCAGUCUCUUUACAAGGUUUUAAUAUCUGUCUCUCAAAAUAGAGCUGUGAUACUGUAUAUCAGGGAUGUCGAGAAGCUUCUUCUCCAAACUCCGAGGCUAUACAACUUGUUUGAUACAAUGUUGAAGAAGUUAUCUGGACCAGUCUUACUACUUGGUUCUAAGAUGCUGGAAUCAGAUGAUGAUUGCAGUGAAGUUGAUGAACGACUCACUUAUUUGUUCCCUUACACCAUUGAUAUAAAGCCACCUGAAGAUGAGAAUCGCCUAGUAAGCUGGAAAACACAAUUAGAAGAAGACAUGAAAACAGUUCAGUCUCAAGAUAACAAAAAUCAUAUUGCAGAGGUUCUUGCCGCAAAUGAUCUUGAAUGUGAUGACCUAAAUACAAUCUGCCAUGCAGAUGCAAUGGUUCUCAGUAACUACAUUGAAGAAAUUGUGGUGUCAGCAAUAUCUUACCAUUUAAUGAGUAAUAAAGAACCAGACUACCGAAAUGGAAGGCUCCUUAUAUCGUCGCAGAGUUUGUCGCACGGAUUGAGUUUCUUCCAGGAGGGAAAAAUCAGUGCCAAAGAUAAUGUCAAGUUGGAGACAAAGUCUGAAGCUAAUAAGAGACUUUUAGUGGAAGAAAUUCUAGGGUCUAUGCCUCCUGAAUCAAAGCCUGAGAUUCCAACAAUCGAAAGUAAAACUGAGGUAGACAAAUCAAAUCCUGCAGCAAAGAAAGAGAGUGAAAAUCCUGCUCCACCAAAGAUGGAAGUUCCUGACAAUGAAUUUGAAAAGCGUAUAAGGCCAGAGGUGAUUCCAGCAAAUGAAAUUGGGGUCACAUUUGAUGAUGUUGGUUCGUUGGAUGAAACUAAAGAAUCGUUGCAGGAGUUGGUUAUGCUUCCUCUUAGAAGACCAGACCUAUUCAAUGGUGGGCUCCUCAAGCCUUGUCGAGGCAUUCUACUCUUCGGACCUCCUGGUACUGGAAAAACUAUGAUGGCAAAAGCCAUUGCCAGGGAAGCUGGAGCAAGUUUUAUCAAUGUUUCAAUGUCAACCAUCACCUCAAAAUGGUUUGGGGAAGAUGAAAAGAAUGUCAGAGCUCUGUUUACACUAGCAGCAAAAGUCUCACCUACUAUUAUAUUUGUGGAUGAAGUUGAUAGCAUGCUAGGGCAGCGAACAAGAGUUGGUGAGCAUGAGGCUAUGCGGAAAAUUAAAAAUGAAUUCAUGACACACUGGGAUGGGCUCCUGUCCAAAUCUGGCGAGCGCAUUCUUGUUCUUGCUGCUACAAACAGGCCAUUUGACCUUGAUGAAGCAAUUAUUAGGCGGUUUGAGCGAAGAAUCAUGGUUGGUCUGCCAUCUGCAGAGAGCAGAGAAAAGAUACUGAGAACACUUUUGUCGAAAGAAAAGGUGGAUGAACUUGACUUUAAGGAGCUUGCAACUAUGACAGAAGGAUACAGUGGAAGUGAUCUUAAGAAUUUUUGUUCAACAGCCGCUUAUAGACCCGUGAGGGAGCUGAUAAAGCAAGAGAGGGAGAAGGAUAUGGAAAGGAAGCGGAGAGCAGAAGGAAAGAAUUCGGAGCAUGAUGCUUCAGAGAAAAAGGAAGAAACUGAAAGAGUAAUCACUCUGAGGCCUUUGAACAUGGAAGACAUGAAACAAGCAAAGAAACAGGUUGCUGCCAGUUAUUCUUCCGGGGGAGCAUCAAUGGGUGAGCUGGAGCAGUGGAAUAAUUUGUACGGAGAGGGAGGUUCGAGGAAGACGGAACAACUAAGUUACUUCCUUUAAAGUGUUAACAGUGUCAUGAAUGCAGAAAAUCUGAAUGCUCUGCAGGGAAUUUGAGCUCUUGUGGAAGCUCCACUGUGCAGGUGCUACUGACAUGCAUGUCAUAAAAAAAAUUAUAGGGUAUAUGUAUGAGGUGCUAGAAAGAUGUAAAAAGAUUUAAUAUCAAAGUAGUGUACAAAUUAUAUGCCAAUUAAUAUCAAAGUAGUGUACAAAUUAUAUGCCAAUGUUUUGUGUAGAACCAUCCGAUG